Messenger RNA from Pungitius pungitius (ninespine stickleback), 7404 nucleotides. RefSeq names its product anoctamin 2b (gene ano2b). NCBI's taxonomy places the organism in Eukaryota, Metazoa, Chordata, Actinopteri, Perciformes, Gasterosteidae. Gene Ontology annotation, biological process: chloride transmembrane transport. The coding region runs from base 547 to 3693 and encodes 1048 amino acids. The record is from RefSeq and is a predicted model, not a curated record. The transcript is spliced from 26 exons. Gene Ontology annotation, cellular component: plasma membrane. Gene Ontology annotation, molecular function: intracellularly calcium-gated chloride channel activity; protein dimerization activity.
GCAAAAGAUAACCAUAUAACUCACAGUAGUAAAGUGAUUUUUCGAAAUAAUGAUAUAUCAUUUAUUUUAAUCAUAAAAUAUAUAUAAGAAGAUUCCAAAUCAAAUUGUCUAUUUUUUAUUUGUUUACUGUUAAAAUGAAUGUUAAAUGUGACCUAUAUCAGAACGGGACAUUCUAAAUACAGGUGAAACCGCAUAAUAAAACAUAAUUGAAAUUAACACCAGUAUUUCAGAAAUCUGUUAUUUAUUUUAAUUUUUCAAACGCCAUUUUUGAGGCUCGGCAUUAAGCUCCAAGUGGAGUGUGAAAGGCAGACACUUUUUACAGCGUGGGAUGCUCCGUGGCAAAAGCGCCGGUGGUGCGCAGCCUGCCUCCAGAUCCCACCGUGGAACAGGCGGGCAUCACCGGAUCAGUCAGGUGUCAUCCGGGGGACGAUGAGGAUGGAGCUGGUGAUGAUGAACAGGGCUGUUUUUUUGCGUGAGAAACGCCAACUUGCACUCCUACUCUUCUUCUACUUCUUCUUCUCCGGGGGUGUCUAAAGGCGCAAAAGCAUGCAGAUAUCCCCGAGUGAAGACAAGAUCCCUGUCGUGGGCUCACCUUCCAGCCCUCAGGGCACCGGGGAAGGCCUUUACUUCUCUGACGGCAAACGGAAAGUUGACUACGUCCUGGUCUUACACCAGCGGCGGAACGGCUCCGUACGAUCUCAUGCCAGCGCCACCGUUUCACACGACAGGCUGUCCAUCGUUUCCAAUGGCAACUUCCCCCCUUCGGCGGGCUCGGAUGCCGCGGGCGGGAAAGGAGCUCGGGAAUUGUUGGGGGAGCCCGCGCGAGCCGGAGAGGUGUUCAUGGAGCUCGGCGAUGCCGGGGACAAAGAGCCAACGGAGCCCGCCGACCACGAGGUGUGUCUCAUCAGGCAGGAAUUCGAGGCCAGCCUGCUGGAGGCCGGCCUGGAGUUGGAGAGAGACAAAGAGUUAAAGACCCAUGGCCCGAGCUUCACUCGUCUACACGCGCCAUGGCCAGUACUGUGUCGGGAGGCUGAGUUCCUCAAGAUCAAAGUCCCCACCAAGACGAGUUACGAGCUAAAAGAGGAGAGUGGUUUCGGGUCCAGUAUGAGCACAGUGUGGAGGAAAAUGAACCACCCUUUCCAGCCCAAAGUACCUCAUCAAGAACAAGAACGCACCAAAUUUCUGACUCACUGCUUCUCUAGGGACAAACUCCACCUAUACAACAUCACAUCUAAAGACACGUUCUUUGAUAACGCUACAAGGGCCCGAAUAGUAUAUGAGAUCCUGAGACGGACAGUGUGUGUACGAACCUGUCAAACCAUAGUGUCCACCAUAUGUCUGGUUGGCAGUCACACCACGGCAGAAGGUCUGAGCCAGAGGGUACUGGUGCUGCCGCAGGGGAAGAAUGGCAUCAGCACAUUGAUAGCUAAAGGAGUGUAUGACGACGCCUUCCCGCUACACGAUGGCGACUAUAAAGUCAUCGGGCACCUGGAGGAGAAGAGCGACAGACAGGUUCUGCACAACGAGUGGGCCAAGUACUCUGCCUUUUACAAGUACCAGCCCAUUGAUCUGGUCAGGAAGUACUUUGGGGAGAAGAUCGGUCUGUAUUUUGCAUGGCUUGGUGUUUACACUCAGCUGCUGAUACCGGCCUCCAUAGUGGGAAUCAUCGUGUUCUGCUACGGGGUGGCCACAGUGGAUUCUGAUGUACCCAGUCUGGAGAUGUGUGACGGACGUCUCAAUUUCACCAUGUGUCCUCUGUGUGACGGAGCCUGUGACUUCUGGCAUCUCAGCACGGCCUGCGGCACCGCCAGGGCUUCACACCUCUUCGACAACCCCGCCACUGUCUUCUUUGCCAUCUUCAUGUCUCUCUGGGCGGUGCUGUUCCUGGAGCAGUGGAAGCGCCGCCAGAUCAGUUUGAGCUUCAGUUGGGAUCUGACUGGUAUCGAGGACGACGAGGAACAUCCUAGGCCUAAAUACGAGACCAUCCUCCUCCAGAAGAGGCAGAGGAAACAGAAAACCAAGAAGAAGAAGAAGAAAAAGAACGAGCUAGAGAAGCAGGAGGACGGGACAGUGACAGGGAAGGACAGAUGGAGACAAAAACUACUGUCUGCCAUGACUGCAGGAAUACCGGCCGCCAUAGAGAAGUUGACCUGGAAAGACCGUCUUCCUGGAUACUUCAUCAAUGUCUCCUCUGUCCUCUUUAUGUUUGGCUUGACGUUUUCAGCUGUUUUUGGCGUCAUCAUCUACCGCAUCACGGUGUCGGCCCUGAUGGCGAUGAGCCCCGACCCGGACACCAAGUCCAAUGUCCGGGUGACGGUGACGGCCACCGCGGUCAUCAUCAACCUGGUGGUUAUUCUGAUCCUUGAUGAGAUCUACGGCGCUGUGGCAUUGUGGCUAACUGAGCUAGAAAUUCCUAAAACAGAAACCCAAUUUGAGGAGAGACUCAUCCUGAAAGCCUUCCUCCUCAAGUUCAUGAAUGCGUAUGCACCCAUCUUUUACGUGGCCUUCUUCAAGGGACGGUUUGCUGGUCGACCUGGAAGCUAUGUGUACGUCUUUAACCAUUAUCGGAUAGAAGAGUGUGCGCCAGGAGGCUGCCUCAUCGAGCUGUGCAUUCAGCUCAGCAUCAUCAUGCUCGGGAAGCAGCUGAUCCAGAACAACAUCUUUGAAAUCGGAAUCCCGAAGUUGAAGAAGCUGGUGCGCUCGUUGAAGGACAAAGGAACGGCAGAGAAGGAGAUGGAGGAGGAGAGGCCUCCAAAGCAGUGGAACCUGGAUUACGCCUUGGCUCCCUUUGACGGCCUCACGCCUGAAUACAUGGAAAUGAUCAUCCAGUUUGGUUUCGUCUCCCUGUUUGUGGCUUCGUUCCCCCUUGCGCCGCUCUUCGCUCUGCUCAACAACGUCAUCGAGAUCCGACUGGACGCCAAGAAGUUUGUUACGGAGCUACGCAGGCCGGUCGCCGUACGUGCUAAAGACAUUGGUAUAUGGUACAACAUACUGAGUGGAAUGGGAAAAUUCUCAGUCAUUAUCAAUGCCUUUGUGAUCUCCUUCACAUCAGACUUCAUCCCUCGGCUCGUCUACCAGUACAUGUUCAGUCCGACCGGCACCAUGCACGGCUUCAUUGACCACACGCUCUCCUACUUCAAUGUGUCCAACUUUAAACCUGGCACGGCACCGCAUAACUUAGAGCAAGGGAGCAUCACAGUCUGCCGGUAUAAAGACUACAGGGAACCCCCCUGGUCUCCGGACGCUUACUCCUUCUCCAAACAGUACUGGUGUGUCCUGGCUGCAAGACUGGCUUUCGUCAUACUGUUCCAGAAUCUGGUGAUGUUCCUCAGCCUCAUUGUCGCCUGGGGGAUCCCCGACGUUCCCAAAACCAUCGUGGAGCAGUUCAAGCGGGAGAAGAAGCUCCUGGUCGACGUCUUCCUGCGGGAAGAGAAGGAAAAAUUCCAGCUCAUCCAGAGCCUCUUCUCCAAGAGCGCCUCCCACCAACCGGGCCGCCACGAGGAGCACCCGGGAAAGGGCUCGCAGCUCCCGGGCCGCUUCAGCACCCUCCCCCCGGGUGCGGAGAAGGGCUUGCCCGGAGACGGGGGCGGGCCGAGGGCGAGGUGCAGGGCGGCCAGCUUCAGCCAGUUCACCAGAAAUGUUCCCACGUCGCCCAAGAACGGAGAUGAGAACUCCAGACACACGAUGGUGUGACGUGCGACCCACACAUGCGUUAGAGGUUCUUCGGCCCCCGGGGCUCAGGACGGGAGAACACGUUGCCCGAAGGGAUUCAGUCCUUGAAUGUCUUAACCCGUGUGCUUUGUGUCCCGGUGUCCGACACAGUAGUUCUGUGCCAUCACGGCAUCACUUGGAGCCAUUGAUUGGUCUCAGUUUUGGUUGAAUGUGCAUCGUCCACGCUGGCCGAAUGAGUGUCUGCGCGUUGAUUCCCCUUCCACCCACUAAACCUGAGGAAAGUGUUCCAAUCAUUUGUUCUUUUUUGGGGGUGGUUUAUCAAUGAUUUAGUGAGCCACACUUGCUUCAUAGCGUAGACAAGCAAUAAAUACAGUAUUAGGCUGAACAAACAAAUAUUAAACAAACCUGGAAAAGACUGCAAGGGAAGAAAGAACCAAUAACGACGAAGACUCAAUGGACACAAAUGGAUUGACGGACAUGGGCUCAUUACCUGGAAUGUCCCCGCUGUAUGUGCUUACGCCCUUUUAUGUAGCAGCAACAACACUUUUGAAGACGUGUUACUGAAAGAACACCUGAUCCCAUCUUAGCACUACUUACUGUGUUACAUCUGAUGUCUCUCCAUUGAAUUCAGGCAUUACUUUGAUUCCAUUUUCAAACCUCAACUUUCAAACAAAGUCACGUUAGUCAAUGCACACGUCAUACUGCUCUACGUGUUUGUUGGACUGAUGCACAUGCCAAUGUGGCUCGAGUUGCAUGCCACCCUUAGAUUUAUCGACCAUGCUGUGGUUUUUAGAAUUAGACUGUGAAGCCUAUGUUUUUUCCUAUUAGUCAUAUGGACUUUACGGCAGUCAAUUGAGUACAGAAUGACUUAAACUUAAUAGCUUUCGUAAUUCAAAGAGAAAGCCCUGUCUGUGUCUGACUAAGAGUGGUAGUAAGCUAGAAAUGAUCUCAUCAUAUUAUUGCUCUGUUUAUUUUUGCCAAGGGAACAAAUACUUCCCUUGGCAAUCCUUCCUCCUUUAGGCGUUAGACUGUAUACUCUGACUUUCCUGCAGGUAAGUAAUACAUCUGGGGAACUACUGCCCAAAUAGAAUAACUGUGUGUUGCAUAGAAGAACUUGCUGGUGUCAUGCAACCUGUGUGGCUUUUUUUAAUGUACAACUGGACCAUCAAUUUCUGACUGCCAGGCAGUCACUUUCUCCCUUAUAGGUCCGAUUUGAUUUUAUGUUUAGAUAAUAAUAACUUGUUAGCCAGUUUGUUAACUUGUUAGCUAACAUAGGCCUACUUCAGUAUCUGGUCUAACUAUUGGUGUAUAAUUGUUAACAACUUCUUAGCAUAUGAAUUAAAUUAGCUUUUGCAUGUAAAGAUAUUGACUGAAAUUGUAAUUCCCCAAUUUUUGUGCAAGGAAAUAAGAGCUAUAACAAUUGUUAGCUAACAUGCAUGAUCUUAGUCUUUUUUCUUUUUUUGGCAAGGAUAAAAGGGGUGUACAUGGGUGUAAUUUCUCAUGUUCAACAGAUUUAUACACCACAUGAUAGGAACAUAAUAAAGGUUUACGUGUUCCCAGGGUCCAUUGUCCCAACGCCCCUGGCUUCCCCUAAAUCAUUCCCAAGUUGUCACAUGGUGAGGUCUUUUUGCCAUCGCUAUUUAGGAAAAUAUUGUUGUUUGGGGUAAAAUUAGUAUGUUAUUGACAACCUGGGAAACAGGCUGUUUUUUCAGCUCCAAAUGGCCUCUGCCUGAGGAGAUGUUCCCUAGCUCUAUUAGCUUAAUAUGCCCUGGGCUGUUGUUGAAACUUGUCUACGGGAACAAAGCAUAGAUUUGAACAGCCAUGCUGAAAUGGCUUCCUUUCAGCAUAAAACAUUUUGAAAAAUGGAAUGAAUGUGUAACAGAAUAUUUACCUGGGUAACUUAACAAUGGGAGCUAAGUAACUUGGCAACAAAGGACCGUGAAAAAUGCUUUGUUCACGUUAUUUCAACACCUGAGUCAUCAGUAGCUCAGUGUCCUCCAUUUAAGACAGAAGGGAUCUAGCUGCCUCUCAUGAGUCCGAACGAGGACAUACUAAAUAACCAGACUGAAGCCAGAAGACAGUAGUCUGUAAACAGUAAAUCACAGAAUCGUAGAGUGAUGUACAGAAUGUGUUUAAAUCACUGAUUCAGACUUGGCCCAUCAGUUUAACUUCCUCUGCAUCCUUUGAAUUAGAGUGAUACUACCACCAGUUUUUAGUGUGAAUUAGAGAUCGACUGCUCAACUUAACAGUAAUAUUAUGGUUAAUGGAAACCAUUUCCCUGCAGAACACUUAUGUUGGAGGUGCUUCUAAGGGAGAAAGAUUGAUUAAGGCUUAAAUGGUUUGACUUUCCAAUUUAGACCAAACUAGUUCACAAGUACUAACAAACAAUUUAUGCCAUUUUUUAAGUAAAAAUGAGUAUUGAUUUCCGAUCAACUGUACCCAUGGAUGUGACCCGUCCUGCCAACAAGACACAAUGGCAGUCUUUUUAGCAACAUUAUGGGGUUAUUCAGGGUGAGCAUCAUUCUUUGGAAUUAAGGGGCGCCAUCUUGAAACCCCAUACCUAGUUCUUGAUUAGCUUCAGAGGCCUUAUAACUGCUCUUGUAUAGUCAACAAAAGACAAACACCCGUCUGCUCAGUUAGGCCUUAGUGAAACAUACUGUAGUGAACUGUAAAUGUUCUCAAGUGGUCUUUAUGGCUAGGAAAUUGUAAAAAAGUGGUGUUAUCUGUCGCCCGAAGAAGAGAAAUGUUCAUCCUUACCUGAUCGUUACCUUAAUUAAGUUGGUGUAGAAGUUCUUAAAUACAUGAGUGUUGGAUGCAUUAUGAAAUCAUUUUUUACAUGUGUGAUCUGUUUGCUUUCAUAUCAUUUGGCUAUUCUUAUAAUUCACCGUUUUGGUAGGGCAGUUCUUGUGAGAUUUCCUGGUCGAAACAAGAAAUCGUCAAAAUUGAAUUAACAUACAACCAGUUUGAUAGCAAUAUAAUGCUGGAUUUACAGAUAUUGAAAUCCUUUUCUGGGUGGACAGUUGUCAUUAUCUCAGGUGCUUGUUUUCAGCUUGUAGGCUUUUCUACAAAAAAACUGUAUGAGCUGAGUUGGUCUUUUCUGGAAGAUUUCUUGUUACCAGUAGCCUAAACCAGGUACCAGGUGGUCAAGGGAUAAUCCUGCCAAAACAUACUGUUGUUACCUUAUGCCUGUUACCAUGUCAGCUUGCCUUCCAAGACAAUACAAGAACAAGUGGAAAGCAAAUUACUUGGUAAUCACGCUAAAUAAAUUGUACAAAUACAUACUGUUCAAGCCGGGAGGAUUCAUUCAUUUAAAUUCUUUUACCGGCUGUAUUUAUUUUUCUGCCAGAUGUUUGUGACCAAAACAGAAAUAAAACCUUAUUAUUUAACACAGUGGUUCCCAAACUUCGGGUCGCGGCGCUUCAUCACCUACCCUAAGAAAAAAAAAAACACGAAAGCGACAUGACGAGAGAGAGAGAGAGAGAGAGAGAGAGAGAAAGAGAGAGAAAAAGAGAGAGAGAGAGAGAGAGAGAAUGGUUUGGUAAAACUUCCCAUUAAAUGUAGAAAUACAAGUUUUUGCACUGUUCCCAGCAUUGAUUUUUAAAUUUAAUUGAAAAUAUGUUGACAAAAUGUAAUAAAACUAUUAAGUGGAAAAGUGAAGUUAUAUGUUAUUUUUUUAUGAAUAAAAACACAUGAUAUUUCAUACAAUGGUUGGGGGGGUCUUACAAUGUGCCU